AGCAUGGGGUCGUAAUUUACUUUUACGACAGUAUCCGGCUCUAUUUUCGUGCGGUUCAGUGAAGAAAGAGAAUGAGAGCUUGAAACCGGGAAUGUUAAAAUCGAUGAAUUUUAAUGUAACGUUCAAAGCCCGUGGAUGGACUGAAAAGUUGGCUGAACCUACCAAUAAACACACAGAUCGACCUAAUAAGAAAGUAAUCACCAAAGUCAGUAGUGAUUUUCCCACGUAUGAAGCGACUAGCAUCAUAGCGAUUUUAUCAGCAAUUACAAUCCUUAAUGAAGCUGACAAAAUGCCUGACAACGGAGGUGUAUUCACUCCUGGUGCUGCAUUUGGUAAAACAUCUCUGAUUGAGCAAAUGAAUAAACAUAAUAUUAAAUUCGAGAUUAUAUCAUCUACCGUGAAAUAGAGAUAUGUAGUAUAUGAAAGUUUUACAAUCCUUGACAAGAUUUUUUUUAAUACGCCAUAUUAUUUCGUUCGACUUUGACACUAACAUUUUAAUAACUUUGGAGUAAAGUUUAUGCUCUCUAUAUUAUAU
Temnothorax curvispinosus is the source of this 535-nucleotide messenger RNA. Its product is annotated as saccharopine dehydrogenase-like oxidoreductase. Gene Ontology annotation, cellular component: plasma membrane; mitochondrion; lipid droplet. The record is from RefSeq and is a predicted model, not a curated record. The transcript is spliced from 3 exons. Bases 92 to 406 code for a protein of 104 amino acids. NCBI's taxonomy places the organism in Eukaryota, Metazoa, Arthropoda, Insecta, Hymenoptera, Formicidae. Gene Ontology annotation, biological process: glycolipid biosynthetic process.